Abrus precatorius (Indian licorice) is the source of this 2154-nucleotide messenger RNA. RefSeq names its product cell division cycle 5-like protein. Gene Ontology annotation, cellular component: spliceosomal complex; Prp19 complex. The record is from RefSeq and is a predicted model, not a curated record. Gene Ontology annotation, biological process: mRNA splicing, via spliceosome. The coding region runs from base 173 to 1066 and encodes 297 amino acids. The transcript has 2 exons. Lineage: Eukaryota; Viridiplantae; Streptophyta; Magnoliopsida; Fabales; Fabaceae.
AGAACGGGUCUAGCGAUCGGGGAGCGUGAGUGGAUGUUUGCAAUUGCCACUGGAGUGACAGGGUAAUGAAAAAGAAGAAGAGUGAACAAGCUUGCAAGACUGAACAGAACUAGCGUUUCCGAAACCAGUUAACCGUUUGGUUGUGUGGUUGAAGCGAGCGAAGAUAAGGAUUAUGAUAAAGGGCGGUGUUUGGAAAAACACCGAAGAUGAAAUCCUGAAAGCUGCUGUUAUGAAGUAUGGGAAGAAUCAGUGGGCUCGAAUCUCUUCGCUUCUCGUUCGUAAAUCCGCCAAACAAUGCAAAGCUCGCUGGUACGAGUGGCUUGAUCCUUCCAUCAAAAAGACUGAGUGGACGAGAGAAGAGGAUGAGAAACUACUUCAUCUUGCUAAGCUUAUGCCUACGCAGUGGAGAACAAUUGCUCCAAUUGUUGGUCGUACCCCGUCGCAGUGUCUUGAGCGGUAUGAGAAGCUCCUUGAUACUGCCUGUGUGAAGGAUGAGAACUAUGAACCCGGUGAUGAUCCUCGGAAAUUGCGUCCUGGGGAGAUUGAUCCAAACCCUGAGUCGAAACCUGCACGUCCGGAUCCUGUUGAUAUGGAUGAAGAUGAAAAGGAGAUGCUUUCUGAAGCUCGAGCCUGGUUGGCCAACACAAAGGGGAAGAAAGCGAAAAGGAAAGCCAGGGAGAAACAGCUUGAGGAAGCCAGGAGGCUUGCUUCUUUACAAAAAAAGAGAGAAUUGAAAGCUGCUGGAAUCGAUAUCAGGCAGCGGAAGAGGAAAAGGAGGGGAAUUGACUACAAUGGUGAAAUUCCAUUUGAAAAAAGGCCACCUCCAGGGUUUUUUGAUGUUACUGAUGAAGAUAGACCAGUGGAACAGCCAAAGUUCCCCACUACUAUUGAAGAACUUGAAGGAAAAAAGAGGGUUGAUGUUGAGACACAGCUAAGAAAGCAGGACAUUGCCAAAAAUAAAAUUGCACAAAGGCAAGAUGCUCCAUCUGCUAUACUGCAUGCCAACAAGUUGAAUGACCCAGAAAUGGUAAGAAAGAGAUCAAAACUGAUGCUUCCGCUCCCCUAGAUUUCUGAUCAGGAAUUGGAGGAAAUUGCAAAGUUGGAUUAUGCCAGUGACCUUGCAGGGAAUGAGGAACCUGUGGAAGGUGGUGGUGCAACACGUGCUCUUCGGCUAAUUAUGCUCAAACACCUGGCCAAGGAAUGACUCCUUUACGUACCCCUAAGAGAACACCAGCUGGUAAAGGAGAUGCUGUUAUGAUGGAAGCUGAAAAUCUGGCCAGGUUGAGAGAGUCUCAGACACCGUUGUUAGGAGGAGAGAACCCAGAGCUGUAUCCUUCGGAUUUUUCUGGGGUCACUCCUAAGAAAAAGGAGAUUCAGACUCCAAAUCAGAUGCUGACUCCUUCUGCAACUCCUGGUGGCGAAGGUCUCACUCCUAAAAUUGGUAUGACACCAGCAAGAGAUGGUUUAACUUUUAGCAUGACACCGAAGGGAACUCCUCUUAGGGAUGAGCUACAUAUUAAUGAGGAAAUGAAUAUGCAUGAAAGCACUAAACUUGAGCUACAGAGACAAGCUGAUGUAAGAAGAAGUUUGCACUCUGGCUUAGGAAGGCUUCCACAGCCUAAAAAUGAGUACCAGAUAGCGAUGCAACCAGUUCCAGAAGAUGCUGAAGAGCCAGAGCAGAAGAUUGAAGAGGAUAUGUCUGAUAGAAUAGCUAGAGAAAAGGCAGAAGAAGAGGCAAGGCAGCAGGCAUUACUUGGAAAAAGAUCAAAAGUUCUUCAAGGGGAACUUCCCAGGCCUCCUGCUGCAUCAUUGGAGUUUAUAAGAAAAUCCUUGAUGAGAGAUUAAUUAGUUUGUCAGUUAGUUAGUUAGCUGGUAUUUGCUAGUUAAUCUGUUUUUACCCUCCUUUUUAAGUAAUUAGUUUUUCAGCUCGUAGUUUUUAGUUUUUCUGUAUCUUUCUCAUCUAUAAAAGACACUAGUCUUUUCAUGAAGACACAAGAUUGAACGAGAAAUCUUCUUUAUAUAUUGUUGGCUGAUUGCUCGGUGCAUGGAAAAUUUUGCAGUUCAUGUUCCCUAUUCUUGACCAUGUCUUUUAACAUGGUAUCGGAGACCCUUUUUAGGGGGGCUCUGCUGCACAUCUCUGUGUUUUGUAUGUUU